Messenger RNA from Colossoma macropomum (tambaqui), 735 nucleotides. RefSeq lists its product as uncharacterized. Gene Ontology annotation, biological process: response to bacterium. The transcript is spliced from 6 exons. Bases 31 to 735 code for a protein of 234 amino acids. Lineage: Eukaryota; Metazoa; Chordata; Actinopteri; Characiformes; Serrasalmidae. The record is from RefSeq and is a predicted model, not a curated record.
GCGGAAGGUCCUCUUUGACCCAAUCUGAAUAUGAAUGCACUAUUAUAUCUGACUUUUCUAGUUAUGACCCAGAGUGUAGGCGGACAUGCGACUGAAACUUUCAUCUUACAGAAGGACUCAACUGUGAGGGUCCAGCCUGGACUCCCCACCAGUCUCGAGUGCCACGUUCUGCUAGAUGGGCUCUUUUCAAUAUUCUGGAUGAAGAUUCCUCUUAAUGAAGCUCCAGUCUGUAUAGCUACAGCUAAAGCAUUUGUGGACGAGGUGGCAAUGUGUAAGCAAUUUGUAAACCAUUCCAGAAUCAAAUCCAUUUGGAAGCAAAAGACUUUCAAUUUGUCAUUUUCAUCAGUGGAACACACAGAUGUGGCAACAUAUUUUUGCGGAACGUUUAGUUACGGACAUUUUUUCUUUGGAAAAGGGACUAAGCUGAUCCUUGAAGAACAUGCUGGUGCAGUUUCACCAAACAUGACAAUUAAAGACAAUGAAGUGACAGAUGGAAAAAUGCAAGUGUCUGAAUACCUCAUUCCAGCAUUAGCAGCAACUAACGGGGCAUCAAUACUUCUCUUCAUUUGGCUCUUCUUAAAAAAGAACAGAUCAGGUGUGACACAUGAAGCCAAGGAUGCAGAUGACAAAACAGAUGAAGUAAACUGCGCUGCUCUGACCUUUCACAACAAGCAGAGGAGAACCAUACAGAACAAGACCAAUGUGGACACAACAGUUGUAUAUAGAGCUGUAUGA